Gigantopelta aegis is the source of this 491-nucleotide messenger RNA. RefSeq names its product putative nuclease HARBI1. The record is from RefSeq and is a predicted model, not a curated record. Lineage: Eukaryota; Metazoa; Mollusca; Gastropoda; Neomphalida; Peltospiridae. The transcript has a single exon. Bases 114 to 440 code for a protein of 108 amino acids.
ACAUUUUAUUCACUUGGCAGAAAUCAUUGCAUACAAAAUCAACCUUUGCUUAUAUAUUUUACUUUUAAAAAGAUGCUCUAUAAAUUAUACUGAACGAGUAAUUAAAUGUAUCAAUGUCAUGCAUUUGCAGGGCACACAAAAGAACCAGAAGUGUGGUGGAACGAGGAAUUGGCCAGAUGAAGAGGCGAUUCCAUGUUCUCCAUGGAGAAAUCCGCUUAACACCUGCCAAGACUUGCAAAGUAAUUCUCGCAUGCUCGGUUCUACAUAACAUUUGUAAAGCCCGUAACAUCCAGAUGCCACCAGAUGAAGCUGGUGAUUACCCUGACGAUGAUGAAGAGGAGGGAGACGAAGAAACGGAAGCCGCAGGAGCACCCAAUCCACAAGGACAUGGCCUGCGACAUCAUCUUCAGUUCACCAACAUUCACUUCCGUGGUACUUAAUCAGAGUAAAAUAAUAUGAUAUAUAUAUAUGUUUUUUUAAUAUGACGGCCA